AUGUACUAUUCCUACAAUGGACAACUGUUUGGUCCAUAUAAAAAAUGUUCAGAAAAAUUAUUAAAUGGAAGAAUUUUAUUUCACGAUACUUGUCCAAUCAAUACAGAUGGAAUAUCGGAAAAAAAAUUUCUUUGUGAACAACAAAGAAAAACUGAUGGAGGACGGUAUGGUAAAGGUCUUUAUUUUACAAGUUCUCCAAAAUACGCUAUAUUUUAUUGUAAAUCAUAUGGUAAAAGAAUUAUCUACUUGUUGGGUUCAUUAGUAGCAUUAGAAAAAAUGUUACAUAUUCAAGACGGGGGUUAUUUUGAAAAAGAUCUUCAUGCUGACUAUAAUAGUCAUUAUGUUCGUGUCGAUAAAACUUCAAAUAAUCCAAUUACUAAUGAUAAUGAGGACUAUUAUGAAGAAUAUAUCGUUAAAAAUAAUGAACAAACAUUACCACCAUAUGUUAUUAGUCUUUGUCAUACAUGUAAAUUUGUUUUAUGGCGCAAAGAAAGUAUCACUACAGUAGUGACGAAAAUACUGAACUAUUUCAGAUUUAUAAUAGAGUUAAAGUUAGAUACUUUAGUUUCGUAUUUUAAUUUUAUUUAAAUUUUAAAAUUUAACAAAAACAACAAACGUUUCGACCUCUUUUAAUUGAGGCCUUCUUCAGUGUACAUAAUAAAAUAUAUCAAAUAUAAAAUGUAAAAUAUAGUUAAAAUUCUAUAUCAUAUAACUUGUGCAGGCUUAAAAUGUAGAGUGACUGCUUAAACUUUAUAUUGUUGCACGCCUAUUUAUAGUAGAACUGCGACAAAUAGCGAUUUUCUUUUCUUUUCUUUUUUCUUUUCUCUUUUAUUUCGUUAUAUACCGUUGUGACGAAGAAUAUACGCUUUGUGUAUGUAAUACACGCUUGCUUUGCACGAGACAACGGAAAAGCAAAACAGAACAGAACGUAAUGAUGUCUCUAAGUGUAGACGAACCUCGAGCCAAUUUUUCGCUUAUAACUCAGUCAUUUCUGGACCAAUUUAAAACAUUUUAUACCGUCAGAUUUCCAAGACUUUCCUCUACUCGGAUAUAUAAAAAUAUCCAAGACUUUCAUUUGCGAACUCGGAAAACGAUUCGAUAAAAGUCAGCACAUUGCUUUCAUGAAAUAAGAUACAUCCACUUUACGACUGUAGUACAGAAAAAUUAAAAGUCUUUUAAUAGUCUUUUAAACUGUUGGCUUCUAUGUUUUAAUAUCAGCAAUAAUUCUUUCGAGCAUGUGAUUACAUGUGUUCAUAUAUAUUUCAUCAAAGGGAACAUAAAAGGGAUAUUUCAAAUAAGACGUAUGCGCAUAAACACACAAAACAAGAACUUCUGCUUGGAUAACUAUGAAUUUCGAAAAGGGCAACUAAUGUGUUUUUCAGAGAACAACUUAGCAUACACACACAUA
Didymodactylos carnosus is the source of this 1408-nucleotide messenger RNA. Lineage: Eukaryota; Metazoa; Rotifera; Eurotatoria; Philodinida; Philodinidae. The record is from the annotation of a GenBank genome assembly.